Schizophyllum commune H4-8 is the source of this 1574-nucleotide messenger RNA. RefSeq lists its product as uncharacterized. Lineage: Eukaryota; Fungi; Basidiomycota; Agaricomycetes; Agaricales; Schizophyllaceae. The coding region runs from base 325 to 1524 and encodes 399 amino acids. The record is from RefSeq and is a predicted model, not a curated record. The transcript has 4 exons.
UAGCAAUGCGCGAUCUCUGAUUUGGUGUAUGAAAAGUAGCUCGUGUUCGCUGCAUGCCCUUCAUAGCAGUGCUAGAAGCCAGACAUCCGACUGCGUAGCCACAGUAACCUUGUCCCGCGACACGCAUACCCAAUCUCUCUCGAGGACGCCGUGCGUUUCUGGGACGCGACAGGCCGUCGGCGUGCAUGUGGCUGGCACGACUUGCCUCGAGGCUUGACAUGCGCGGGCGUCAGUUACCGCGAAUAUAAAUUGGCAACAGGCCCCCAGAACGUCCUGCCCAGUUUGUUGACUCACUGAUCCCGACCUUGUCCGUUUACCCUGCCCAUGCAGCGGCAGCCCUCCACAUCGAAGCAGGCCCGCCAUGUCCCCUCGUUAGAAUAUUUACGCUCGAGUCCUGUACGGGGCCAGCUGGAGCCGUACGAUGGUCGAACGGCGCGGGGAUGGCGGUACUUGCAAACGACGGAUACCCUGAACCAGCUCAAAGUGCUUCUCCCCCCGAGAACGGCCUCGCUGUAUGCGGAGCUGCUCAAGGCCGAGGACGUUGAACUGGCGAAAGCACCGUCGAUUUCAUGGGAGCGAAUCCUGGAGAUCCGCCACCUCAAGGAUCGUAUGGUGCGCAAGGCGCAGAAGCUAUCUCCCACUCCUCCCCCGAAGCGCAUAGGGCGCGGGGAGUCGUUCACUUUCCAGACUGUUAUCGCGCCGUCCGACUUCCGGCUGAAGGAGAUGGAAAAGUGGCUGCACCGCCAGGGCACUUCUCGACCCCGUUCGCGUUCAAAGUCCAAGGUCCCUCCCCCUCCCCCCGUCGUCCGCCGCCCGUCGCAGACGAUCAAGCAGCGCAAUUCCUUCUGUUGCGCUCAUUGCUCGGGCAUCGUCACCCCUCAGGUCGGCGAGGCCCUGCACCAUUCGGCUCCCCGGACCGGCGUACGCAUACCGGAACCAGAAGUUGUUCACCAUUUGCCACCGCGCCAGCAUACUCGAGAGACGGUGGAGGAGGUGCAGUAUGCGCGAAGACCAUCGCACGAGGAGGCUAUGGAUGCCAUCUUGUCCCCCUUGGACGGUCUCGACCGCGCUCGCGCCUUUAGCCCGCCUCCUCUCCCUCACCCUUUCCGCACGACAGCCGCAGAUGUCGAUACCCCAGCAGUCGCCGAAGAGCCGGCAGUAACGCACGAGCCUCCUGAGCCGAGCGCGCCUCAGCCGCAGAUCCAGCGCCGAAGCUCAUUCAAGCGGCAGAAUGCGGAGUUCAAGACCGUCUCGUGGGCGGUCGAUAACGACGAGUGUGACCUGUCGGAUUACCUGGAGAAGACGCGGGAAGCGCACGCCUCAGGACGCGAAUGGACCGAAGUGCGCGUGGUGUAUCUGGAGCAAAUGAACGCUCUGCGCACGCUGCACGAACAGGUGUACUCGACGCUCACUCGCCUGAGCAGCGAGACGGACCACCUAUCGCAGCUCGACAGUGCCAUCAAGAAGCAGCUUGCGUCACUCCAGAGCUCAUUCGAUGCCUUUGAAGCGACAUCGCGUGAGUGACCGCUGCCCUUGCCUCCCUUUGUGGCCUCUUCGUCCUCGCGCUGCGCUCC